Stomoxys calcitrans (stable fly) is the source of this 1716-nucleotide messenger RNA. RefSeq lists its product as uncharacterized. The coding region runs from base 125 to 1339 and encodes 404 amino acids. The transcript is spliced from 4 exons. Lineage: Eukaryota; Metazoa; Arthropoda; Insecta; Diptera; Muscidae. The record is from RefSeq and is a predicted model, not a curated record.
GAGCAUAGAGUUUGUUGUCAUUUGCGGUUUUCUUUUAAGUGAUGAAAAUUUUAAAUUCAAAUUGGUAAACUAGUUGUGUCGCUAGUGAUUUCCUUAGUUUUGUCCAAGAGCUAUCAAUUAAACCAUGGAAGAACAAUAUAAACAAUUAAAUAAGGAACUAAUUGAACAAGUUCAGGAAAUGAGAUUAACCCUUAAGGAUUAUCGAGAUGAACUUGUGUUAUCACGCUCCAAAUGGUUGGAGUAUCAGACAAAGUAUAAUAAUUUAAUCAUCAAAUGUAGCGCUAUGGCUAAAGCCCAUUUUAAGGGAUUUCUGGAAUUGGUGGAUCCAAAAUCAUCCUACUUGUCGUAUCUAAACGGCGAAAUGCCCAAAGAGAGAAGCUCAUCCAGGAGAAGUUCUCGUAUGGCAGAAGAAUUGAGAAGAACGAGUUCUAUUGUACAAACAAGAAGGUCAUUUAACUCUGUCUCGCCCAUCAGUUUAACUAGCAGGGACGAAGAGGAUGAAGCAGAAAAUGGCAACGAUUCAAGGCAGACACGCUCAGGAGAUAGUGUUAUAAGAGAAGAGGAUGAGGAUAACGAAGACAACGAGGACUUGUCCACUAUUCCGCGAAGUAGUAUACCAACAAGAGUUUCGAUCAAUGCCACAGUAGGUGAGUGCUCCAUGGAAAUUGAAGACGUUGAACCAACUGGGCUAUCAGAGAGCAGACAAAUUGAAUCUGAUGAAGGCGAAACGAUUGCAGAUGAUGAAUCGCUUUUGAUUGAAAACAGCGAAACCAAUGAUUCAAGCGACAACAAUGAAAUGGCGUCAGAACCGAGCACCAAGAGUACCCUACGGGAUGUUACCAAUGUUAUUAAUUCGCCAGCAAAAGAUGUAAUUAAAGCUAGUUACAGCAAAAACACAGCAAAGCGUGGAUCUAAUCGUAAGAAUUAUGUUACCCUCAGUAGAGGCGGUAGGGGCCCCGAACGAAAGAAAAGCGAUAACAUUGACAUUCGACCAUCUAAUGCCUCCUCAAUGGAGGAACCUCGACAGUCUCCACAUAUACAGAGACGCAUUGAAUCUUCCUAUCGUGUCAUGCAUCAUGAAGUUCGCUUACCGAUCCAGUCGCUUAGUGAUAUCUCAAUAGAGAGUUUCCAAGUUGAGAAUAGCAGUACCCCGGUAGUUAGAGGCCGUAGCAGAAGCAGAAGUCCUGCAGCGUCGGAUAAAAGUACUAGUUCAAGGCCAAGGCGGGGCUGCACGCCGUCGUCGUUUGCAGAGAAAACCCUGAACGCCAAACUUCGGAAUGAGACAGACGAAAAAUCACUUGUAAAAAAAGGAAAAAUAUCGAAAAAGAAGAAAAAAUAGGAUUUAUUGCAAAUUUAAGAACUUGUUUUUGGGUUUUUUUUUAUUUCUUAAGCUUUUUUCAUUACUAUUGGGAAACAGAUUGUACAUGUUACUUGCCAAAUAAUAUAUUCUUACCACAUACUCACUUGAUUUUGAACAAAAUUAAACAAAGACUUUGCUAGUUGAUAUGACGUAGCAUACACGACUUUUUGACAAGAUAAUUUUUCACUGAAACUUUUGCUAUUAAAAACUUUGGUGGAGCAUAAGAAAGAAUAGAUUCAUUCGUUAUUUUAAAACGCUGGUUUUAUUAAAGCAUUAGUAUAAGGAAAACCCCUGUAGUAAACAUUUACAGCUUCUUAAUAAAGAAAAUCGCAAGAGUCCUAAAUGGAUCCACAAUA